This is a messenger RNA of Fukomys damarensis (Damara mole-rat), 945 nucleotides long. Its product is annotated as olfactory receptor 4D6. Gene Ontology annotation, cellular component: membrane. NCBI's taxonomy places the organism in Eukaryota, Metazoa, Chordata, Mammalia, Rodentia, Bathyergidae. The record is from RefSeq and is a predicted model, not a curated record. Gene Ontology annotation, biological process: G protein-coupled receptor signaling pathway. Gene Ontology annotation, molecular function: G protein-coupled receptor activity; olfactory receptor activity.
AUGGACUUAACCAACCACACCACGGUGAAGGAGUCCGUCUUCUUGGAACUCACUCGCUUCCCGGAGGUGGAGCUCUUCUUUUUCGCGGUCUUCCUUGUUGUGUAUGUGACAACUGUGCUGGGAAAUGCUCUCAUUGUGUUCACCAUCACCUGCGAGUCCCGCCUCCACACCCCCAUGUGCUUUCUCCUGAAAAACAAGUCAGUCUUGGACAUUGUCUUUUCAUCUGCUGCAGUCCCCAAGUUCCUGGUGGAUCUUCUGUCAAAGAGGAGAACCAUCAUCUCCUACAGUGACUGCAUGGCACAGAUCUUUUUCUUCCACUUUGCUGGUGCAGAUAUUUUUUCCCUCUCUGUGAUGGCCUUUGACAGAUACCUUGCCAUCGCCAGACCCCUGCACUAUGUGACCAUCAUGAGGAGAGAGUUGUGGGUGGCCUUGGUGGUGGCUUCCUGGGUGGGCGGAGGUUUGCAUUCCGCUGUCCAGAUAGUUCUCAUGUUUCCACUCCCCUUCUGCGGCCCCAAUGUCCUGGAUGCCUUCUACGGUGACGUACCCCAGGUGGUGAAACUGGCCUGCGAGGACACUUUCGCUCCGGAGCUUCUCAUGAUCUCUAACAAUGGGCUGGUGACCUUGCUGUGGUUCUUCCUGCUGCUGGGUUCCUACACCAUCAUUCUGGUGAGGCUCAGAUCCCACUCCGGAGAAGGACGGAGCUAGGCCCUCUCCACCUGCACCUCCCACAUCCUGGUGGUGACUCUCCACUUUGCGCCUGCUGUCUGCAUCUACUGCCAGCCCUUUACAGCCCUGCCCAUGGACACAGCUGUGUCUGUCAAUAACACAGUCAUCACCCCCAUGCUGAACCCUGUAAUCUACACCCUGAGGAAUCAAGAGAUGAAGGCAGCCAUGAAGAGGCUGUGGAAGAGGCUGGGACCCACUGAGAGCGCUAAUGUGGGGUGA